This is a messenger RNA of Erinaceus europaeus (western European hedgehog), 1343 nucleotides long. It is a transcript of the gene ATP4B, whose product is annotated as ATPase H+/K+ transporting subunit beta. NCBI's taxonomy places the organism in Eukaryota, Metazoa, Chordata, Mammalia, Eulipotyphla, Erinaceidae. The transcript has 7 exons. Gene Ontology annotation, cellular component: sodium:potassium-exchanging ATPase complex. The coding region runs from base 48 to 995 and encodes 315 amino acids. The record is from RefSeq and is a predicted model, not a curated record. Gene Ontology annotation, biological process: potassium ion import across plasma membrane; intracellular potassium ion homeostasis; sodium ion export across plasma membrane. Gene Ontology annotation, molecular function: ATPase activator activity.
UGGUGGCAGAACUUAAAGCCCGAGGCCACCCGUGUACGGGAACAGUCAUGGCGGCCUUGCAGGAGAAGAAGACGUGUGGCCAGCGGAUGGAGGAGUUCCGGCACUAUUGCUGGAACCCGGACACGGGCCAGAUGCUGGGGCGCACGCCCGGGCGCUGGGUGCUGAUCAGCCUGUACUACGUGGGCUUCUACGUGGUCAUGACCGGCCUGUUUGCCCUGAGCCUGUACGUGCUCAUGUGGACCAUCGACCCCUACACACCGGAUUACCAGGACCAGCUCAAGUCACCAGGGGUGACGCUGCGGCCGGACGUGUAUGGCGAGCACGGCCUGGACAUCUCCUACAACCUGUCCAGCCCUGACAGCUGGAGAGGCCUCGUGCUCACACUGCACAACUUCUUGGCAGGCUACUCGCCGGAGCUCCAGGAACAUAACCUGAACUGCACGGAGGAGGGCUACUUCCUGCAGCCCAGCUUCCGGGCCCCGAACCACACCAAGUUCUCCUGCAGGUUCACGGCCGACAUGUUGCACAACUGCUCUGGCCAACAGGACCCCAGCUUCGGCUUCAUGGAGGGGAAGCCCUGCUUCCUGCUGAAGAUGAACAGGAUUGUGGGGUUCCUCCCUGGUAACACCACGGUGCCCAGAGUGGACUGCGCCUUCCUGGACCCAGCCCGCCAGCACCAGGAGCCUCUGCAGGUGGCCUUCUACCCCCCCAACGGCACCUUCGACCUGCACUACUUCCCUUACUACGGCAGGAAGGCCCAGCCCACCUAUACCAACCCGCUAGUGGCCGCAAAGCUGCUCAAUGUGCCCCGGAACACGGAGGUGGACAUUGUGUGCCGGGUCCUGGCCGAGCAUGUGACCUCCGACAACCCCCACGACCCAUACGAGGGCAAAGUGGAGUUCAAGCUGCAGAUCCAGGAGGGGGGUACACCCCUGUCCCCCACCCCCACACGUCGCCUGAGCCCCCCGGGACCCAUGACAGACAAUAAAGGUUAAAGCUGCGUCACUGCUGGGGCUCCAGUGCUCGGCCAGCUCCUCAGGGGCGAGGGAUGGGGGCCGGGGGUGGCUGUGGGCACCACACAGCAGGUACACAGCCCACUGAGCCGCCUUGCCAGCCCUCAGACAGCUCUAACACUCUGGGUGUUGGGGGGCUUGCCUGGAAGAGCACUGCCCCCCCAGAUGCUGGGACUGAGCCCCAAGGAUGGCAGUGCCAGCUGUGCUGUGCCAACCUCCUCUCUCCAGCCCCCCACGCCCUUGCCCUCGCCAGCCUAGGCCUUGAGCAGGACGUCACACCUCCCACUCACGUGGCCACAAGCCACAGAUGACAGGUGGCCCAGCGCCAGA